Messenger RNA from Lobosporangium transversale, 954 nucleotides. Its product is annotated as putative deacetylase LmbE-like domain-containing protein. The coding region runs from base 39 to 884 and encodes 281 amino acids. NCBI's taxonomy places the organism in Eukaryota, Fungi, Mortierellomycota, Mortierellomycetes, Mortierellales, Mortierellaceae. Gene Ontology annotation, biological process: GPI anchor biosynthetic process. The record is from RefSeq and is a predicted model, not a curated record. Gene Ontology annotation, cellular component: endoplasmic reticulum. The transcript is spliced from 5 exons. Gene Ontology annotation, molecular function: N-acetylglucosaminylphosphatidylinositol deacetylase activity.
GCAUCUUUCUUCCCUCUUGCCCUUCAUAACUACACAAAAUGAUGUUAUAUGCGUUUUACGCAUUACUUUUCACUUCCAUCUGUGGCUAUGCAUUCUUCCACGGUCGAUUCUUAAAGACUCCUAUUACCAGGACCAGCAUUGCACUCGUCAUUGCCCAUCCUGAUGAUGAGGUCAUGUUCUUUGGCCCUACUUUAGCAGAGUUGACGAGAUCCGAACAUGGGAACGUGGUUAGAGUACUAUGCCUGUCCAGCGGGAACCAUGAUAAUCUUGGCGAAAUCAGAAAGAAGGAACUGGUGGCAAGUUGCAGGGCCUUUGGGAUCCGUGAAUCUCAUGUCACAAUUUUGGAGCGCGAUGAUCUAAAGGAUGGUCCAAAAGUACUCUGGGAUCCAUCAUUAGUCGGUGAUCAGAUGAACCUGUUUGCUAAGAAGCAUGGGAUCGAGACUAUUAUAACUUUUGACGAAAAAGGCGUCUCUGGACAUAGAAACCAUAUUGCAUGCUAUGUUGGAUUAACCUAUUUCAUCCAAACCUUCAAGGCGCAUACUCCUGUGAAGACAUGCUAUGUUCUCAAAUCCAUUUCCCUUCUCCGCAAGUACAUCUCACUUCUAGAUUUGCCCUUCACGAUGGUGAUGACAGAAGCUCUAAUGCCAUUGUUUUCUCAGUACCUGGGGCUUGGCGGUGCAGCUCCCUUGGCAGGCGGAUCUAAUAGCAAUAGUAACCCCGGUAGCCUUCGACCUUUGGAGUUGUUGUUUGUCAGCUCACCCAAAGCUAUUGCUCAAGCUAAAGGGGCUAUGGAGAAGCAUGAGUCGCAGAUGGUGUGGUUCCGCAAGCUCUACGUUAUCUUUUCAAGAUACAUGUCUGUCAAUGAAUUAAGGCGAGUUAUGUAAAAGAAAGAGAAAAUUGUAGUCUGUAGGAACAGUGACGAUGAAGAUUAAAAACAGUGGAGCACAAACGGUC